Drosophila eugracilis is the source of this 1638-nucleotide messenger RNA. RefSeq lists its product as uncharacterized. The coding region runs from base 495 to 1409 and encodes 304 amino acids. The record is from RefSeq and is a predicted model, not a curated record. The transcript is spliced from 2 exons. NCBI's taxonomy places the organism in Eukaryota, Metazoa, Arthropoda, Insecta, Diptera, Drosophilidae.
AAUAGUUCUGCUGAAAGUAAAUGACUGAUUGUUUGUAUUUGCUUGGCAAAUGAAGUGCUGAACUUUGGAAAACUAAUGGACACCUGCAGAUAUGCAUAUCUUAUGUUUGUUAAUAAAUACUUAUAUAUAUGCCUUUAUUAAUAUUGCAUUUAAGUUCCAUAAACGAAGAUGCAGGAAUAUAUAAAUAAGUAUAUGGCCGUUAUUAAAUGCUGACCCAUAUUCCGUUUAAGCAAAUCCAGUUUUUAUCCAAUUAAAUUUUUAUUAAAAAUCAUUUGGAUUCUUAGCAGAUCUGGUUUUACCAACUGCUCCAUCAGUAAUCAUAAAAAGUCAGGAUAUCCAACCACAAAAAUCAUAUAUAAGAAGUGGCGAGUCUGAGAACCAUAUCAAAGCGAAUCAAAGUCAAGUCUGAUAAAGAACAUUCCUCAAGAAAUUGCAAGACAACAAACCUCAAACAACUUUUCUUUAACCAAAUUUUAAGAGAAAUUCCAAGAAACAUGGCCAACAUGCUGAGUUUUUUUACCUUCAUGGCUAUAAUAGCUAUCGGACUGGCCUUAACCACAACCAUAGCAACUACUAGGGAACCCAUGGUCACUACCACUGAAAAAUCCGUGGAAAGUAACCCUAUGGAACGCCGUGACAAACGUCAGUUGACUUCCAAUGGUGGCCAAACUAGCUUAGCCGGAUCCAGUGGCAACUAUCCCAUUUACUUCGACGGCUUGAAUGUGAAUCCCCCACUGCAGCCACUGCCACCCCUUCAGCAACUCCAACCCCUACAGCCCAUUACUGUGGUGACGCCCGUGGCCUCCAAUUCGAAUGCCCAAAGUCAGCAGCCGCCGUCCGGUUGGUUGCCCAAUUUUGGCCAGAAUCUGCCAAUAAUCGGAACCUGGGUCGGUGGUCUGCCCAAUUUGAUCAGUGGCCUGGGAUUGGGCUCACUAAAUGGUGGAUUCGGUACCCUUGGUGGUCUCAAUCUGGGUAAUCUUGGCCUGGGUGCCGUAACUCCAGUGACAUCAGCUCCCGGGCAACUUACGGGUUCAUCACCGAAUCCUCAGACAACCUGUCCGCUAACCCAAAAGCUGAGCUGCCGCUGUGAGCCACUCAUCCAGUUGCCAGGACUGAAGCCCAGUACCAAUCCACUGAGAACACAGUUGGUUCAAAUCCUGCGACAGAAUGCCCGCAAAAAUGAUGAUGGCUCGAAGGAGGUACGAGUAAUUUUGAGCAAUGGACAUGUGAUGUACCAACGCACCGCCAAGGAUCUUGGCCAGAGUGGCUACUUUGCCAUGAGGAUCCAGUCAGGAAGGUACUUCAACAUAUACUACAACAUCAACGAGAAGGAAUACACCGUAAAGGCGGAUGUCAAGGAUAUGCCACCCACCUCGAAUUUCGAUGACGAACUGAGUGGUCAGCUUUAAACGAGGAGUUUUUCCAAGCGAAAAUUUCUUGGUUUUUACUUUAAGAUUUUUUUUCAUAUAUUUAACAAAUCUUAUUUGGCUUGAAAACUAUAAAAUAUUGAGCUUGAAAUGCUUAAAGACAAUAGAAAAUAUUUAAAACGGGAAAGGAAACUUAAACUUUAUAAAAGUUUCAAUUAUAAUAAAUAUUUGCCAUACAUAAAAGUUAUAAAUAACUAAGUUUACCAAACAU